AUGAUUGUACCACCUGGAGCCUUAUACAAAACCAUAAACUAUGGAAGAUUUACAAGACUUGUUGAUGGACCUCAUCAGUGCUCUGGAAGAGUCGAGCUGCUUCGUGGGAACACCUGGAUGUCAGUGUGUGAUGCUGUGUUUGAUGAUCAGGAUGCAGAGGUUGUGUGUAGAGAGCUGAACUGUGGGGUUCCUGUACAGCUGCUGGGUGCAGAUACUUUUGGUAAAGGAGAGGGGCAGGUGUGGACACAAGAGAUUCAAUGUAGAGGAAAUGAAUCACUCAUUCGAUCAUGUUCAUCAUCAAAUAUAACUCAAGUAACCUGCUCUCAUGACAAUGAUGUGGGACUCACAUGUUCUGGUUUCUAUGACCUCAGACUGGUGAACGGCUCUGAUAUCUGUUCUGGUCGAGUUGAGCGUCAGUAUUUCAGUAAAUGGGGCUCAGUGUGUGAUGAGUGCAUGAAUAUGAGAGCUGCCAAUGUUCUCUGUAGAGAGCUGAAUUGUGGGAUUGCUGUGUCUGUUGUGGGAGUGGACUGGUUUGGAGAGGGAUCUGGUGAAAUCUGGGCUGAUGUGUUUGAUUGUCAGGGGAAUGAAACAAAACUCUCAGAAUGUUCAAUCUCUUCAUGGAGUCGAGCUGAAUCCUCUCAUAAACAAGAUGUUGGAGUCAUUUGUUCUAAUUCCUCUCUGUCUCUUCAUGAUGGUCGAGUGAGGUUGUCUGGAGAGAGAGAGUGUGAGGGUGAGGUGGAAGUUUACAUUCAUCAGGUUUGGAGGAGAGUUCUGCUGGACUCCUGGAGUCUCACUGAAUCCUCUGUGGUCUGCAGACAGCUGGGCUGUGGCUCUGUGCUGAACUUCACUAACUCCUCUUCAUCCAGUGAUGAACACAGUUAUGAGUGUGUGAUGGGCUUCCAGUGCUCUGGGACUGAAGAUCAUCUGAGGAACUGCAGCUCUCCACAAACUCUCAACUGCAGCGCAACACAACAGCUGGCAAUCAUCUGCCAAAGUGAGGAUAAUUGACCAAAUUCAUAAUUUUUCAGUCAGCGGUCCAUCAGGUUGGUGGGUUCUGGUGGAGAUUGUGCAGGAAGGCUGGAGGUUUUUCACAAAGGCUCAUGGGGUACAGUGUGUGAUGACUUCUGGGAUAUUAAAGAUGCUCAUGUGGUGUGCAGACAGCUGCAGUGUGGAGUGGCUCUCAGUAAUCAGCCAGUACCAGCCUGGUUUGGUCCUGGUUCUGGACCCAUAUGGCUGGAUGAUGUAAACUGUGAGGGGAAUGAGACGUCACUGUGGAGCUGCUCUAGGGUCUGGGGAGAUCAUGACUGUAACCAUAAAGAGGAUGUAGGAGUUGUGUGCUCAGGUAAACAACUGAGUGGAGGGAAGGGUUUGUGUUCGGGGAGACUGGAGGUUUAUCAUAACUCUGUGUGGGGUUCAGUCUGUAAUGAUCUGUGGGACAUCAGAGAUGCUCAGGUGGUCUGCAGGCAGCUGGGUUGUGGAGCAGCAUUGAGUGUUGAUGGGAAUGAAGCGUUUGGUGCUGGUGAAGGUGUUGUGUGGAUGAACAGAGUCGAGUGCAGAGGGACUGAGAUUCACCUGUGGGACUGUCCUCAUGUCCUGAAAAAUCACACUGACUGCUCACACAAAGAACAAGUUAGACUCAUCUGUGCAGAUUUGUCUGUGACCACAACUGCUGCCACAACAACAUCAGCUUCCCCUUCAGUUUUUCACACAAAGAGAAGAGCAGUGCGGUGGACAACAGUGACUCCUCCACAAACUCCUCCAGCAGCAUCUCUCUUCAUUCCUCCAGUGGUUGUGAUUGUAUUGGGAGUUUUGCUCUUACUGCUCUUAGUUUUGCUCUUGCUGCUGUUACUGUCGCUGCUCAUUCUGAUCAAGAACAACCGCGUAAUGAAGAGAGGUACAGAGAUCCACACUUCAUAUACAGAUCUAUUUAAGAGAAGACACUGGGCUCAGACUGAAGCAGUUUAUGAAGAGAUUGAUCACAGACACACAAAUAGAGAAAGUCAAUUCACUCAGCGGGUAAGUCUCAUCUCUGAAGAACAGCAUUCUGGAUAUGAAGUUGCUGAUGGGCUUCUUUCAGAAGAGAUGGUGAAAAAAGUCUCAGCCGAAUACUAUGAUGAUGUCAUCACUGAUGGACUAAAAGACACACUUGAGCAGUAUGAUGAUGUCAUCACCACAGGACAAAACUCUGAUCUUCAUAAAGAGGGAGUUCAGGAGGUGUAUGACAAUGUGAAGAAUGAUGGUGAAGAUGUGACAAACGUCGUGGUAAUGACCAUUACUGCUGAUCUGAAUGUGAGGUUGGUGAAUGGUGGCAGUCAUUGUGCUGGUAGAGUUGAGGUUCUUCAUGAUGGUCAAUGGGGAACAGUGUGUGGUAAUGACUGGGAUCUGACAGAUGCUGCAGUGGUGUGUAAAGAGCUGGACUGUGGAGAGCCUCUAGUUAUUGUUCACUUUGGAGAAGGAUCAGGACCAAUCUGGAUGGAUAAUGUGCACUGUAAUGGAUCAGAGUCCUCACUGAAGAACUGUACAUCAAGUGGAUGGGGUGUUAAUAACUGUUAUCAUAGUCUUGAUAUUGGAGUCAUCUGCUCAAAUUUGAAUGUGAGGUUGGUGAAUGGUGGCAGUCGUUGUGCUGGUAGAGUUGAGGUUCUUCAUGAUGGUCAAUGGGGAACAGUGUGUGGUAAUGGUUGGGAUCUAACAGAUGCUGCGGUGGUGUGUAGAGAGCUGGACUGUGGAGAUCCUCUGGGUAUUUCUCACUUUGGAUCAGGAUCAGGACCAAUCUGGAUGGAUGAUGUGGACUGUAAUGGAUCAGAAUCCAGACUGAUAAACUGUAGAUCGAGAGAGUGGGGUGUUCAUGACUGCGAUCUUAAUACAAAUGCUGGAGUUAUUUGCUCAAAUUUAAGUGUAAGGUUGGUGAAUGCUGAAAGUCCUUGUGCUGGCAACGUGGAGGUUCUUCAUGGUGGUCUGUGGGUUACAUUAUGUGGUCGUGUUUGGGAUAUGAAAGAUGCUGCGGUGGUGUGUAGAGAGAUGGGCUGUGGAGAGCCUCUGGGUACUGCUCACUUUGGUCAAGGAUCAGGACCAAUAUGGACAGAAGAAAUGCAAUGCAAUGGAUCAGAGUCGACAUUGAAGAACUGUGGAUUAAGUGGAUCGGCUGUUCAGUAUUGUGGUCAUGAUCAUGAUGCUGGAGUAAUUUGCUCAAAAUUGAAUGUGAGGUUGGUGAAUGGUGGCAGUCGUUGUUCUGGUAGAGUUGAGGUUCUUCAUGAUGGUCAGUGGGGAACAGUGUGUUAUGAUGAGUGGGAUCUGAGAGAUGCUGCAGUGGUGUGUAAAGAGGUGAACUGUGGAGAGGCUGUAAAGGUGCUAUAUGGAGCUCACUACGGACCAGGAUCAGGACCAAUCUGGAUGGAUGAAGUGGACUGUAAUGGAUCAGAGUCCACACUGGAGAACUGUAGAUCAAGUGAAUGGGGUGUUAGUGAUUGUACUCAUGAUAAAGAUGUUGGAGUUAUCUGCUCAGAUUUGAUUGUGAGGUUGGUGAAUGGUAGCAGUCCUUGUGCUGGUAGAGUUGAGGUUCUUCAUGGUCGUCAGUGGGGAACAGUGUGUGACUAUAAUUGGGAUCUGAGAGAUGCUGCAGUGGUGUGUAGAGAGCUGGGCUGUGGAGAGGCUGUACAGGUGUUACAUGGAGCUCACUUUGGAGAAGGAUCAGGACAAAUCUGGAAGGAUUAUGUGCGAUGUGUUGGAUCAGAGUCCACAUUGAAGAACUGUAGAUCAAAUGAAUGGGGUGUUCAAUAUUGUACUCAUAUUCGUGAUGCUGGAGUCAUCUGUUCAGGUGAGCAUGACAUCAACAAUGGAUGGUCAAGACUUGUUGCUGGUUCUCAUUUGUGCUCUGGUAGAGUUGAGAUGGCUCGUGGGAACACCUGGAUGUCAGUGUGUGAUGCUGUGUUUGAUGAUCAGGAUGCAGAGGUUGUGUGUAGAGAGCUGAACUGUGGGGUUCCUGUACAGCUGCUGGGUGCAGAUACUUUUGGUAAAGGAGAGGAGCAGGUGUGGACACAAGAGAUUCAAUGUAGAGGAGAUGAAUCUCAAAUUAACUUCUGUCCACAACAAUCUUCAUACAAGAAAAACUGUUCACAUGACAAUGAUGUGGGACUGAUUUGCUCUGGUUACACAGCACAGAGACUGAUGAACGGCUCUGAUAUCUGCUCUGGUCGAGUUGAGCGUCAGUAUUUCAGUAAAUGGGGCUCAGUGUGUGAUGAGUGCAUGAAUAUGAGAGCUGCCAAUGUUCUCUGUAGAGAGCUGAAUUGUGGGAUUGCUGUGUCUGUUGUGGGAGUGGACUGGUUUGGAGAGGGAUCUGGUGAAAUCUGGGCUGAUGUGUUUGAUUGUCAGGGGAAUGAAACAAAACUCUCAGAAUGUUCAAUCUCUUCAUGGAGUCGAGCUGAAUCCUCUCAUAAACAAGAUGUUGGAGUCAUUUGUUCUAAUUCCUCUCUGUCUCUUCAUGAUGGUCGAGUGAGGUUGUCUGGAGAGAGAGAGUGUGAGGGUGAGGUGGAAGUUUACAUUCAUCAGGUUUGGAGGAGAGUUCUGCUGGACUCCUGGAGUCUCACUGAAUCCUCUGUGGUCUGCAGACAGCUGGGCUGUGGCUCUGUGCUAAACUUCACUAACUCCUCUUCAUCCAGUGAUGAACACAGUUAUGAGUGUGUGAUGGGCUUCCAGUGCUCUGGGACUGAAGAUCAUCUGAGGAACUGCAGCUCUCCACAAACUCUCAACUGCAGCACAACACAACAGCUGGCAAUCACCUGCCAAAGUCAGCGAGCCAUCAGGUUGGUGGGUUCUGGUACAGAUUGUGCAGGAAGGCUGGAGGUUUUUCACAAAGGCUCAUGGGGUACAGUGUGUGAUGACUUCUGGGAUAUUAAAGAUGCUCAUGUGGUGUGCAGACAGCUGCAGUGUGGAGUGGCUCUCAGUAAUCAGCCAGUACCAGCCUGGUUUGGUCCUGGUUCUGGACCCAUAUGGCUGGAUGAUGUGAACUGUGAGGGGAAUGAGACGUCACUGUGGAGCUGCUCUUCACGGGUCUGGGGAGAUCAUGACUGUAAACACAAGGAGGAUGUAGGAGUUGUGUGCUCAGAGUUUAAAGAGUUCAGGUUAACUGAAGGCUGUGAAGGGAAUGUGGAGGUUUUCUACAAUGGAUCUUGGGGUAAUGUUUGCUACAAUCAGAUGAACAAAGACACAGCGAGUCUGAUCUGUCAAGAGCUGAAUUGUGGAAGAUCUGCCAGUGAACCCAAUUAUGCAGAUGCAUUGAGGUCUCAGAAUUGGCUAAAUAAACUAAAAUGUAGAUCACACGACUCUAACCUAUGGCAGUGUCCAUCUUUACCCUGGGGAAUAAAUGACUGUGGUCACAAUGAUUCUGUUAAAAUCACCUGUUCAGGUAAGAAAGUAUUUACCAGAUGUAAGAUUAUUUUUUUAUUUCCAUACCAAAGACAAUGUUCAAAUCAUCUUCCUCUCAGACUGAGUGGAGGGAAGGGUUUGUGUUCGGGGAGACUGGAGGUUUAUCAUAACUCUGUGUGGGGUUCAGUCUGUGAUGAUCUGUGGGACAUCAGAGAUGCUCAGGUGGUCUGCAGGCAGCUGGGUUGUGGAGCAGCAUUGAGUGUUGAUGGGAAUGAAGCGUUUGGUGCUGGUGAAGGUGUUGUGUGGAUGAACAGAGUCGAGUGCAGAGGGACUGAGAUUCACCUGUGGGACUGUCCUCAUGUCCUGAAAAAUCACACUGACUGCUCACACAAAGAACAAGUUAGACUCAACUGUGCAAAUUUGAAUAUGAGGUUGGUGAAUGGUAGCAGUCGUUGUUCUGGUAGAGUUGAGGUUCUUCAUGAUGGUCAAUGGGGAACAGUGUGUGGUCGUCUGGGUUGGGAUCUGACAGAUGCUGCAGUGGUGUGUAGAGAGGUGAACUGUGGAGAAGCUGUACAGGCUACAUAUUAUGCUUACUUUGGAGAAGGAUCAGGACCAAUCACAAUGGCUCUUGUGGAGUGUAGUGGAUCAGAGUCCUCACUGAAGAACUGUAGAUCAGAUGACUGGUUUAUUCAGUACUGUUCUCAUUCUGGUGAUGCUGGUGUGAUCUGCUCAGAAAUCAUAAACUAUGGAAGGUUUGCAAGACUUGUUAAUGGACCUCAUCUGUGUUCUGGGAGAGUCGAGCUGCUUCGUGGGAACACCUGGAUGUCAGUGUGUGAUGCUGUGUUUGAUGAUCAGGAUGCAGAGGUUGUGUGUAGAGAGCUGAACUGUGGGGUUCCUGUACAGCUGCUGGGUGCAGAUACUUUUGGUAAAGGAGAGGAGCAGGUGUGGACACAAGAGAUUCAAUGUAGAGGAAAUGAAUCUCAAAUAUACUUCUGUCCACAUCAAUCUUCAAACAAGAACAACUGUUCCCAUGAUAAUGAUGUGGGAGUGAUUUGCUCUGCUUACACAAAGGUCAGAUUGGUGAACGGCUCUGAUAUCUGCUCUGGUCGAGUUGAGCGUCAGUAUUUCAGUAAAUGGGGCUCAGUGUGUGAUGAGUGCAUGAAUAUGAGAGCUGCCAAUGUUCUCUGUAGAGAGCUGAAUUGUGGGAUUGCUGUGUCUGUUGUGGGAGUGGACUGGUUUGGAGAGGGAUCUGGUGAAAUCUGGGCUGAUGUGUUUGAUUGUCAGGGGAAUGAAACAAAACUCUCAGAAUGUUCAAUCUCUUCAUGGAGUCGAGCUGAAUCCUCUCAUAAACAAGAUGUUGGAGUCAUUUGUUCUAAUUCCUCUCUGUCUCUUCAUGAUGGUCGAGUGAGGUUGUCUGGAGAGAGAGAGUGUGAGGGUGAGGUGGAAGUUUACAUUCAUCAGGUUUGGAGGAGAGUUCUGCUGGACUCCUGGAGUCUCACUGAAUCCUCUGUGGUCUGCAGACAGCUGGGCUGUGGCUCUGUGCUGAACUUCACUAACUCCUCUUCAUCCAGUGAUGAACACAGUUAUGAGUGUGUGAUGGGCUUCCAGUGCUCUGGGACUGAAGAUCAUCUGAGGAACUGCAGCUCUCCACAAACUCUCAAAUGCAGCACAACACAACAGCUGGCAAUCACCUGCCAAAGUCAGCGGUCCAUCAGGUUGGUGGGUUCUGGUGGAGAUUGUGCAGGAAGGCUGGAGGUUUUUCACAAAGGCUCAUGGGGUACAGUGUGUGAUGACUUCUGGGAUAUUAAAGAUGCUCAUGUGGUGUGCAGACAGCUGCAGUGUGGAGUGGCUCUCAGUAAUCAGCCAGUACCAGUCUGGUUUGGUCCUGGUUCUGGACCCAUAUGGCUGGAUGAUGUGAACUGUGAGGGGAAUGAGACGUCACUGUGGAGCUGCUCUUCACGGGUCUGGGGAGAUCAUGACUGUAAACACAAGGAAGAUGUAGGAGUCGUGUGCUCAGAGUUUAAAGAGCUCAGGUUAACUGAAGGCUGUGAAGGGAAUGUGGAGGUUUUCUACAAUGGAUCUUGGGGUAAUGUUUGCUGGAAUCAGAUGGACAGAGACACAGCAAGUCUGAUCUGUCAAGAGCUGAACUGUGGAAAAUCUGUUGGUGAACUAAUUUAUUCAGAUGGACUGAGGUCUUACAGUUGGUUGGAUUACUUAAAAUGUCGAUCACAUGACUCCACUUUAUGGCAGUGUCCAUCUUCACCCUGGGGACAGAAUCACUGUAAUGAAGAUGAAGUGGCAAAAAUUUUCUGCUGGGAUAAAACAAUUAAUUCCUCUACCAAUGAAGAAGAAGUUAACAGUGGUGAUUAUGAAUAUAAUGUUGAUUAUGACGUCACGAACAAAGAGAAUGAAAUCCAAGAGUCACCCCGGAGUCAUCUGACAUGUUAUACCUCACCAUCCCCUCACCAGAGACAAUGUUCAAAUGAUCUUCCUCUCAGACUGAGUGGAGGGAAGGGUUUGUGUUCGGGGAGACUGGAGGUUUAUCAUAACUCUGUGUGGGGUUCAGUCUGUGAUGAUCUGUGGGACAUCAGAGAUGCUCAGGUGGUCUGCAGACAGCUGGGUUGUGGAGCAGCAUUGAGUGUUGAUGGGAAUGAAGCGUUUGGUGCUGGUGAAGGUGUUGUGUGGAUGAACAGAGUCGAGUGCAGAGGGACUGAGAUUCACCUGUGGGACUGUCCUCAUGUCCUGAAAAAUCACACUGACUGCUCACACAAAGAACAAGUUAGACUCAUCUGUGCAGACUUGUCAGUGUCUACAACUCCUGCCACAACAAAAACAUCAGCGUCUCCUUCAGUUUCUCCGACAAACAGGAGAUCAGUGACUCCUCCACAAACUCCUCCUCUCUUCAAUCCUCCAGUGGUUGUGAUUGUACUGGGAGUUUUGCUCUUACUGCUCUUAGUGCCGCUGCUGAUACUGAUUCAACACAACAGAGAGAUGAGGAGAGAAUACAUAACUGAAUAUGAUAAUUAUGUCCCCACUGACAGUGGUAUAAAAAGUCAGUAA
Misgurnus anguillicaudatus (oriental weatherfish) is the source of this 8421-nucleotide messenger RNA. NCBI's taxonomy places the organism in Eukaryota, Metazoa, Chordata, Actinopteri, Cypriniformes, Cobitidae. The record is from RefSeq and is a predicted model, not a curated record.